Vicugna pacos (alpaca) is the source of this 842-nucleotide messenger RNA. RefSeq names its product aurora kinase A interacting protein 1 (gene AURKAIP1). NCBI's taxonomy places the organism in Eukaryota, Metazoa, Chordata, Mammalia, Artiodactyla, Camelidae. The record is from RefSeq and is a predicted model, not a curated record. Gene Ontology annotation, cellular component: mitochondrion.
ACUUGCUGGCGGCGGAGUUGGGGGCGGUUUAGGGAAGGACCGGAAGUGCUGAGCACGGCGGCGGAAUGGUCGGUUGAAUCGCCGGGCCGGGUUUCGGGAGAGUCUGCGUGAGGACGCGGAUCGCGGGCUCCAGGAGCAGCUGAGAAAGCAGCGGCCGGAAGCUCCUCUGAGCACCUUGGGCCGCUGCCACACACACACCAUGUUCCUGGUUCGCCUGACUUCGCAGCUGCUCAGGGCUAUUCCCCGGGCAGGGUGCAGUCGGCCCUGGCCUGUCUCGAGGGUGCUGGGCAGCUAUGCCUGCCGGCCUCACUACAGCACACAGCCAACAGGCCCAAGUGGGUUUGUCUCCCUUCCUGGCAAGCGGGUUCACCUGGAACUUGAGGAGAUGCUGGUCCCCAGGAAGAUGUCUGUCAGCCCCUUGGAGAGCUGGCUGACCGUCCGAUAUCUCCUGCCCAGACUGGACCCUGGGACCCAACUCUAUGAAUGUCCAGCUAGUCACGUGGGCGAAGGGGCUGAGCAGGGGGUCAAGGAGGUGUGGGAGGCACCCCAGAUGCAGUGCAAAAACAUACUAAAGAUCCGCCGGCGGAAAAUGAAUCAUCACAAGUACCGCAAGCUAGUCAAGAGAACACGGUUCCUGCGGCGGAAGGUCAGGGAAGGACGCCUGAAACGGAAGCAGAUCAAGUUCGAGAGAGACCUGAGGCGCAUCUGGCUGAAGGCGGGCCUGAAGGAAGCCCCUACAGGCUGGCAGACCCCCAAGAUCUACCUGAAGGGCAAAUGAGUCUAGUGUCUCUCCCCCGCCCGUUGCUGCCAACUGUAAUAAAUUUUCUGAGAACUCGGCUGUC